Messenger RNA from Caenorhabditis sp. 36 PRJEB53466, 579 nucleotides. Lineage: Eukaryota; Metazoa; Nematoda; Chromadorea; Rhabditida; Rhabditidae. The record is from the annotation of a GenBank genome assembly.
AUGCUUUUGAACAAACUUCUCAUCGGAAAUCUCGUGAGUUUCAGUGUGGAAUGACGGGCCGACGCUCGAAUGCCGUUCAGAUGAUCGGGUUCACCGUCCUGCUGCAAGGACUCAUUCCCCUCGGAUACGUGUCCGAUCAGGCCAGCUUCUGGAUGUACAUCGCCGCCAUUAUGUUCCUCGUUCUCGCCGUUAUCGCUUUCGGCGCCCUCCUCUUCAUGGGCCGAUCUCGUUGUAUUCUGACGAUGGGACAGAUGAAAGUGAGCGCGAAUCCGAACGAAUCGAUCGAAUUUAUUCACAUUUUCAGUUGGCCAUUUACCACUCUCCGACUGCCGGAUUCUCCCUUUUCUCGCUCAUUUUUUUUAUAAGUUACGCGUUCGUCGCAGAAGUUUCCGUGGGAAAUGCGGCCAUCCAAAACGCGAUUCUUCUGCUCGUCGUCAGUUUGUUCUCCUUUAGGUCCCUUCCGAUCAAAUGCGUUUUCAGACGGCCUCCGGAUUCUUGCUGUUCACUUCUAUCAUCAUUGUUUUCCUCGCCUUCCGAACGAAGUACGAAAUUGCGGCGGGGGAAAGUCCUGAUGAAUGA